AAUUCACGGUAGCGGCGACACCGGCACGCAUUCACGUACUUAUAUAUAGUACCUAGAGUGAGAAAGAGGAUGGGAGCGACCCAAUACGUCGAGAGAGCAGAGUGGGAGGAUAAAUAGGUUGGGGUGGGGGAUAGAUUCUCGGAGUUCGAAGCCGCGCGUUUGAUCGGUUUCGAAAUAACAUAAAUGUUCGCACUGGCGAGGUUUAUCAACAACGAUUUAUUUCGACGGAGCAUGUACGAACACGGGAUUUACGAAAAUAACGAGUAUAAUACCGAGGACGAGGUAGAAUACGGUGUAAACGUAAAAACAGGAAGCAACCAAGGUAAUACGCGUCUCGUUGGCAUGGAAUGGACCCGUGAUAAAACCUUGGAACUUCUUCAAGAAUAUCAGCAGAGACGCGUACUAUGGGAUUGGAAUGCUCGUGGAUAUAGGGAUAGGGCUAAACGUAAACGUGCAAUCCAAGAGCUCGCACAGAUUUUGUCUUGUAAUACGUUAGAGGUCGAGAAGAAAAUAACUAACUUGAAGUGCCAGUACUCCAGGGAAGUACAUAAAAUUCAGAAUAGCCGGGACGCUGCAACCAGGCCGGAUGAUGUUUACGUCUCCAAGUGGUUUGCUUUCAAGGCGAUGCAAUUCCUUCAAUUCGGUACUCGCCGAUAUAGCAAGAGAAAGAAGGUGAGAAGAGAUCAAAGAAAGAAGAAAGUCGAAGAAGAAUCGAAGCUGCAGGAGGAAUAUCUCGUAAGUGACAUCGAUCCAGAAUGUAUAACAUUUAUCGACUGUAACGAAGAGACGAAUGGUUUUACGACCGGUUCGUUCAAUCCUUCCUUGAGCGAAGAUGCUGAAGAAUCUUCUUCGUCGAGUCUGAAAACGAUGGAACUUUAUAAUGCUUCGUUACCAGGACCCAACAGUCCGCUUGACGAUCUCGAAGAAACUGGAGGAACCUUGAAUCUCGAAAGGGCAUCGUCUAACGAGACAAAAAAAACAAAAGAAGAAUUCGUAAAAUUUGCAGAAAGUAUAGCCGUUCAACUCGCUGAAAUACCGGACUCUUAUUCGAGAUCGGUCGCCAAGUUGAGGAUCAAUCAAAUCUUAUUCGAAGCUGAAAUCGGUGUUUACGCGCAAACACGACGCUAAUUGCUUUGCUUUAUAUUUUAUGUUUUAUGUUUGUGAUCGUCAUUGUCGAUCAACGACUAUAAUAAUAUUGACCAUUUGUAUUGAUAAAUUGAUUUUCCCAAAUUCUCUGCUUUUUUGUUAGUCAACGGAUCCUUGCAUCAGGAUCGACGAAUACUCGAGAUCAGGACGAUGAAAGAUUCACGAAUGCAAUUGCGCUUUUCGUCGAUUAUAUUACAUUUUAUUAUUCGGCGAAAUUCUUCUUAUGAAGGUUAUGAAAAUUUGUUAAUUCACGCUAAUUGAGCCUUAUUUAAUAUUACGCGAUUUAACUUUUCAUGUUGGAAUAGAGUUCUUUAAGAGCUAAUUUUUUUGUUGCUUUUAAUUUUACGUGUGAGCAACUUCGUUUGUUCUAUUAGAUUGUAUCGUUCUCUUUUUUGUAAAUUAUUAUCAGUCCUCUCGGAGAUAAUAUUUCGAGACCUUGAGGACAAUUUGUUAUUAUAUUUUUUUGAACGAAUCUUUUUAUUCUUUCUAAUGUUUUUCCUUGACUAACGUUGAAUUAUGAAAGAGAGAUAAUAACGACUGAUAACUAAGAAAAUAACUUAUUAUAGAAGAGAAUGAAAAAAAAAGAAAAGAAGAAAUAAGAAAAUAUUAUCCUUGCAAAAUUUGAUGCAGUUAUUGAAAUAAACAAAAGUACACAAAAUAAAUCAAAAUAAACACAAGGAAGUACGAGGAAGUUUUUCUCUCUAUACGUUUUUCUGUUCGGUUCGAUAUCGAAAAAAUGAAAAACGUGCCUUAUGUACUUUCAUUUAUUUUGAUAUGUACAUAUGAAGAACAUUGAACGUUAAGAUUGAAGAAAAUUGUAUGUACAGAAAACAACGUAUACGAUUCGAAUCGUUUUUGUUUGAAUAUGUAUGUACUUUUAUACAACAAUAAUCGUGUAAUUGUUGAUAAAAACAGUCCUACAAUGGGACUAAAAAAAGAAGACUGUAUAAAAAAAGAAAAUUACGCUAUAUUGCAAUGUAUUAUCUUUACGUACGGACGAUCCUGAUCAGAUAUUUUUUAAAAGGUCUAUGCAGAGAUACAUAUUAUGUAUGAAAAUCAAAUAUAGUAUUUUAUUUAUAUUUCAUAAGUGAGAUAGAGAAUUAAUGAAUGGAUGAUUUAAAAUUGUAUGAUUAAAUCGAGCAUGCGUUAGUAUUUCUUAUUCUUUUGAAAUACGUUAUGAUAAAUUAUUGUUAUUUAGGUACGAUUAAAUGAGGAAAAAAUC
Molecule: messenger RNA, 2368 nt
Organism: Vespula pensylvanica (western yellowjacket)
Lineage: Eukaryota; Metazoa; Arthropoda; Insecta; Hymenoptera; Vespidae
Exons: 2
Coding region: 184-1128 (314 amino acids)
Source: RefSeq, a predicted model, not a curated record